AUGGAGAUGGUAAAUGUGAAAUUAUCUGAUUUGAGCCGGCCAGGAUUCCAUGAUCACUUGUGCAUGAAUAUGGAAGGGCGCCGUGAUGAUGCUUUGGCUACUAGUAAUAAGUGCGUGAAGAGAAGGCGAAGAAAUUCAUCUGCUCCUGCACUAAGCUGCAGUAAUAUUCUAGGGGACCAACAACAAAAGCAACCACAGGCCGUGGCUGACGAAUCCACCACCACCACUACUACUACUACCAGUACUGGUGUGAAGAAAAGUUCAAGAUUUCGUGGAGUCAGCAGGCAUAGAUGGACCGGACGUUUUGAAGCUCAUUUAUGGGAUAAGGGAUCAUGGAAUCCAACCCAGAGGAAGAAGGGAAAGCAAGGAGCUUAUGAUGAAGAAGAAUCUGCUGCAAGAGCCUAUGAUUUGGCUGCCCUAAAGUAUUGGGGAACAUCAACUUUUACAAAUUUUCCGGUAUCUGAUUAUGAGAGAGAAAUUGAGAUAAUGAGAACUGUAACAAGAGAAGAGUACUUGGCCUCGUUAAGAAGGAGAAGCAGCGGGUUUUCAAGAGGUGUAUCCAAGUAUAGAGGAGUUGCCAGGCACCAUCAAAAUGGGAGAUGGGAAGCAAGGAUAGGGAGGGUUUUUGGUAACAAGUAUCUCUACUUGGGCACUUACAGUACCCAAGAGGAGGCUGCUCAUGCUUAUGAUAUUGCAGCAAUUGAAUACAGAGGCAUUAAUGCAGUAACGAACUUCGACCUGAGCACAUACAUCAGAUGGCUAAGACCAAGUUCCAAUUCUCUUGCUUCCCAAGAACCAAAACCAAGCAUAGAGAGUCAGCAUAAUAUGUCUGCUAACCCUGUUCCGAGCAUGGGUAUGACCGAGCAGUCGAUCUUUCACUUCAAUACCUCGACGGUUGAUGCAUUGGAGAUGAACACGCUUCUUCAAAAAGAGGAAGUUUUCCAGAGUGAAGAUCCCAUUAGUCCUAGCAGCUAUUCAUCAUCCCCAACUGCACUUGGCCUUCUCCUGAGAUCUUCACUAUUUAAAGAGCUCAUGGAGAGGAAUCUGAAUGCCAUUGACAAAGAAUCUGAAGAAAAUGACACGAAUUUUCCUCGGUAUGCAGGCAUUGACAAUGGGGUCGGGGAGAAUUUUUGGCUAUGA
Juglans regia (Persian walnut) is the source of this 1140-nucleotide messenger RNA. RefSeq names its product AP2-like ethylene-responsive transcription factor At1g16060. Bases 1 to 1140 code for a protein of 379 amino acids. Gene Ontology annotation, molecular function: DNA binding; DNA-binding transcription factor activity. The record is from RefSeq and is a predicted model, not a curated record. The transcript has 7 exons. Lineage: Eukaryota; Viridiplantae; Streptophyta; Magnoliopsida; Fagales; Juglandaceae. Gene Ontology annotation, biological process: regulation of DNA-templated transcription.